Messenger RNA from Magallana angulata, 3165 nucleotides. Its product is annotated as venom nerve growth factor 4-like. Lineage: Eukaryota; Metazoa; Mollusca; Bivalvia; Ostreida; Ostreidae. The record is from RefSeq and is a predicted model, not a curated record. Gene Ontology annotation, biological process: neuron projection morphogenesis; negative regulation of neuron apoptotic process; regulation of neuron differentiation. The transcript is spliced from 2 exons. Bases 302 to 1168 code for a protein of 288 amino acids. Gene Ontology annotation, molecular function: nerve growth factor receptor binding; growth factor activity.
GACAAGCGCUCAGUGAGAACUCGUGGCUUAUAAGUAGAUGCAGUGCGAGCGCUGCAUAGUGCUUAGGCUUAUACAGUAAAAUUGUCUCUCAUAUUUGCGUACUAUUUUCUUUCAUAGUGUGAAAUAUAUGAUAGUGAUUUUAUUUCCAGUUGACGUGACUUUUCAUUUGAACUGAUUUUAAAUGUGAUUUAGGAAUAUUUUAAUUCCUAUUUAAAAUUGUUGUUUUUGAGUUUUUUUCAUUAGAACUCUAAAAUGUUGGAUUGCGUACUUUUUUGUGUAUUUUGUACAUGGAUUUAACAGAAUGCUUCAUUCAAACUCUUCCUAUUAUUUAAUGACAUGGUUUACGACCAUGGUGGUAUUUUUGGUAUUGCUGUUCCUCGAUUCCGUCGAAUCUUUGUCAGUGAAAGAUGCUGGAAUUGAAACGAACACUAUAGUUUUGAAAAAGAUAAAUGAACCUUUAGACUGGGAACAUCGAGAAGAGGACGAUGCCUAUUUUCCUGUUGUAGAUAACGGACUUUUUGAAAUACAGUCCCGUGUUGCAUUCUCUACGGAAGCACCAGUUUUACCGCCUUCCGAGGGAUCGAAAACGAGGUCAAAGAGGGAUUCUUCGGCUGAAAAAAAGAUUCGAAGAACGAAAAAAUUUAAAAAAUCUAGAAAGAACAAAGGAAAGAAAAACAAAGGAAAGAAAAACAAGAGGAAAAACAGGAAGCAAAACAAGAAACAUCGGCAUAACCAUGGGAUUAGUAAAAGCAGGAGAAGACGUUCUAAUAGAAUGGGGUCAUUGGGAUCAAGUGAUAACUAUGAUCCACACCCGUUGAGUGUUUGUGAUAGUGUUAGUGACUGGGUCCAACUUAAUGAAUCCACAACUCAAUUCGGGCUCCAGGUCCAAGUUCUGUCUCAUCGAUGGUCUAAUCGCCAAAGAUUAAAACAAUUCAUAUAUGAAACCAAGUGUGCGAAUGAAGGUGAGGCUUGUCGUGGGAUUGACACGGACAACUACAGGUCUGAAUGUGUGACCAAAAAAAUCUAUAUUGACGCUUUUGUACGCGAUGAACAUGGCGAAGAAAUGUGGACCAAAAUUGAAGUGAAUGGGUCAUGCAAUUGUAAACUGUAUAGAAAACAACAAGUUGGUGGACGAACGUCGAUUUUCGAUAUUCUGAGAGGAAAUUGAAGUGAUUGUCUAGUCUAUAUUUUAUAUAAUUCACAAUGAUUGGAAUUGACAAUACUAGUAUUUGUCAUUUCGGGGUUUUUUUGGUGUCAAUUUUUUUUCUUUAUGAUUAUCACGUGCACUAUUCCAGUUGAAAUUUUAUGAACGUGUUCAACAAUUUGUUGUAUUUGCGGGUGAUGUUAGUUUCCACUUUUUAUCCUUUGAUUGGUAAAGUUUUUUGGAACAAAGGAGAAACUAACAUGUUAACCCCGGACAAUCCAUUUCCUUGCCAAAAUAUUUAUUGUUGACACUUUGUUGUUUAACUUAACAUCAGCUGCUUUUUUGUCCCGUAACCUGAAAGUAAAAUCAUAGUUUGUUUCUCAUAUAAAGUCACCCAUAUCAUUAAUAUGCAUCCAGAAGUUUUGCUGUUGUUUUUUUUUUUUUUGGUUUUAUUUGAUUGUUGUAAUUAGAUAGUGUAUUUUGUAUAGUUGUUAUCAAUAUUUUUGUUUUAAUUUUCUGUGAGAAAAUACAUGUAUUUUACGUAUUUGAAAAUUAUUUGCCAAAACAGGAUGUUUGUCUGCCUGUGCUUUUUCCUUUUUAAUUUGUUUGGUUUAUUUUGCUAUUGUGAAGAACGGCUAUAGGUCUUGUAGGUUUUGUAUCGUUUUGUUUUGAAGUCUUUUGCUUCCUUUUUUGUCACCAAAGAUGACUUAUUGUGAUACUUGUACAUUGUGUAUAUAUGUUCCACUUUUUGAUGGAAUGUUUUGUAGCCUCUUUGAAUUUGUAUGUUGUUGCUCUAUUGGUAUUGUUUGCCGAAUUAAGAGAACCACUACUGCAAACUAGUUAGCAGUAAUUGAUUGUAUCUUAAUUUCAUUUCGAUUUAAUUUUCGUUGACUUAACCAAUAGUGUAAAGAAUACAUGCUUUUACCAAAGAUAUUUUUAUGAUACAUUGGCUUUUUUUUUUUGAAAGACUGUAUUUUGUGCAAGUAAUAACUUGAAAUGAUUUAGCUUUGGAUGUUUUGUGUGACGUAGAUUUGGACACAAAACGUAACUACGUGAUCUCAUAUAGGUUUUUAUCAUGUUUGAAUCUACAAACAACCCAUCAUUAUGCCGUUUUUUUUUAUUUGUAGCAUCCAUGUUCAUAUUUUUUUUCAAAACGAUUUUUAUUGACCGAUUGCAUUAUAUUGUAAAGAAAACUGAUUGGAACAUUAAUGUAUGGAGUUUGGAGCUCAAUUUUUCGUUUAAAAUAACCAAGUGGUUAAAAAGUUUUUAUCCUUCACUUGGAAAUACAAUUAAAAUUCAUAAAUUCAAAUGGUAUAUUAUGAUAAUAACAACACAAAAAGAAUUAUUGUUCAGAUUUACCACGAGCAAAUUGUAUUAAUUCUUAAAUACAACUUUUUAUUAUCAAAAUCUGCAUCAGGUGACAUUUUCAAGAAAUUUUUCUUACAAUAAUUUCAGUAUGUUAACCAAAGCUUCUUGACAACUUUGUCAUUCUGAUGAUCUGAAUUAAAAAAAAAAAUUUCUACGAGGCGAAAAUAGAUUAUAGUAAUAAAGGUGUCUUUGUGGCACAUAUAUAUUAUAUGGCAAAUAUUCAUUAGUCCAGAACGUGGAAUGACCUUUUUCAACUACUUUUUAAGCAAUUGUCAGUACGAUUUAUAAGUUUUGGAAGAUUGUAAAACGAGCAUUAACUCUUCUCAGAACCCUAGCCUUUUUUUCAACAAAUCUCAAGAAACGUGCCUUAAUGUAUCUAUGAGAAUUGAGGUUUUAUUUGUUUUGUUCAAAUCGCCUUUGUUCAUCCAAGUGCUACAAUUAUUGAAAUACUAAGAGACUUACAAAGGCUUUUUAUGUAAACGAGGUGCUAAAAUAGUUAGCUGCUAGUCUCUUUACAUGUGGGACCAUGCCGUUUUACUAGUUUGUGAUUGUCACUUGUUAUUUGUAAGUAUUUGUUAAUUUAUUUGAGAAGCCAUCCACUAUAUUUUGUGAUUUUAUAAAUGAUAAUAAAAUAAUUUAUUUAUUAUGUAAAA